AUGGCCGAUUUCAGCAAGUCCAACUCUUCCGGGCCUGUAAACAGGAAACAGGCGUCAAUUCUGAGUUUCUUCAAGACACAGGAUGUCAAAGGAAAGAAGGUGACUGGCGCAGGGGGGGAGGUGCCCAAAGAAAGCAAAAUCGAUGCAGAUAAGAAUGGUGGAAAGGAACUGAACGCGGCGAUGAGUACGAUGGACAAAUUUGCAGCCAAUGUUGAGAUGAAGGAGGAGGGGGGAAACGAAGUAGAGCGAAGUUCCGAAACGGGUUCCACUGUAGCGAAGGACCCAAGUGAAGAUAAGCAAAAUGGAUGCAACACUGGAUUCUCCAAAUCGGAUUUAUUCUCCGAUGAUAAUGAAGAUGUCAACACAAACGCGGUUAAAAGUUUCGUGGGAAAGAACGAAAUCAAAAUGAAGGAGAGCUAUGACAAGGUAUAUGGAGAAAACAACGAGGAGUUGAGCACCGAUGAAGACAUCAUCGUGAGGAAGAAGAGAAAGAUUAUAAUGGAUUCAUCAAGUGAGGAUGUAUACGACGGAUCUAACGAGGUAAGUCAAGAUAAUGGAAAGCAUCCCAAAAGGAAGAUAGCCCCAGGAAGUGAAGGGGUUGGGGUGGAUGGGAAGUUAAGCAAUCUGGUUUAUGAGGCGAAUAAGUGUAUCAAGACGGAAGAAACACUAUUCACGAACGAGAAAAGUUCAAAGGAGAUUAUGAAUAUCAACCGUCGAAAGGGAGAAGAUGGAAAGAAGUCUCAGGAAUUGGAUACAUUAAGGAACAAAUUCCUAAGCAUGCCAAUAUGUUUGUCAAAUGAUAAAUUCAGGCUGUACAUAGAACAAUACUUCCUGUAUUGCAAUACCUUUGAAUUUCCAAAAUGGGUUCAGCCACAAUAUAUUCGUGAUUUGAACUUAAGGACCCCAGACAAUGCAGACUAUGAUAGCUCAACUAUUUGGACCCCCCCACAAGAUCAUCCAUGGGCAGUGGAGUACAAACAAGCUCACUACACUCCAGGAAUGCAACAGUUUUGGAAAAUAAAAUCGAAAAAUUUUGACAAAAUAAUAUUUUUUAAAAUGGGGAGAUUUUAUGAAAUAUUUUAUAUCGAUGCUUGUUUGAUGCAUACCAUAUGUGGAUUGAAUUGGAUGGGUGGAGAACAGAAGCCUCACUUGGGAUUUCCAGAACAAUCCCUACAUUUGUAUGCGAAGAAGGUUAUAAACAGUGGGCACAAGGUGGUUGUAAUUGAACAGAUGGAGACACCAAAGGAAUUGGAACAACGUAAUAAAGAAACCUGUGGUCCGAAGGAUAAAGCUAUUAAGAGAGAAAUUAAUGAAAUUUACACAAAGGGGACUAUUCUUCAUGAUAAUAUGCUCAGUUCAGAGACGAGGUACUUGAUCUGUUUUCAUUUUGAUGAUGUGGAAGAUUUAGAUGAUGGAGUGGUGGGUAUUUGUAAUGGAGGCGUAGGAAGUCUGCCAGGUUCUUCAUCUCAGAGUGAGCGUUCAAUCAGGAGCAAAUGCAAUUUUGGAUUCGUCGUAAGCGACAUUGCGACAUCCUACAUCGCUGUAGGGUACUGUAACGAUGAUGAGUCACGUAUCGAACUGAGAACAAUAUUGGCGCAACUAUGUCCGGCGGAAAUUUUAUACGCUUCGAAAAAUAUCAAUAAGGAGGUGUUGUCUAUUUUUAAAAAUAUUCCGGCUGAACCAGAGCUCACAGGUGUGAGUUCCUUUCCGAAUAUAAUUGCUUCUCUAGAUGAAAUAAGGAAAUAUUUUGAAACCAUUCCCCCAAGUUUAGAAAUGCAUAAAGAACAGAAUAGUGUGAUUUGUGCAUUUGGGGGGUUCAUUGUUUAUCUAAGAUCACUUUUAUUGGACAAGAAAAUUUUUCGUUUUUGCAAAAUCGAACAUUAUGAUCUUUUUAAGAGGGAGAAUUAUAUGGUUCUAGAUGCAACUGCAUUGAAACAUUUGGAAAUAUUGGAGACUCAAUCAGGGGAAACAAAAAACUCUCUUUUUGAUUACGUGAACAAAACAUGCACUAAUUUUGGAGCGAGAAAUAUGAGGCGUUGGAUCUGUAGCCCACUACUGGAUUGUACAAAGAUAAAUGAGCGACUAGACGUUGUAGAUUUUUUAAAAAAGAAUGAACAUAUUUUAUCACUAAUCAGAUUGAAACUAAAGAAGCUACCCGACAUAGAGAGACUGUUGAAUAAAAUUUGUAUACAAGCUUCUCAGAGCGAAAGGGGAGCUGUUUUCUUCGACAACAUAGUCAAUACCAAGUUGAAAGAAUUUAUGACAUUCCUAAACGCCUUCAAAGAAAUAGGAAGUAUGCUUAUCGAAAUUAACAGUAUUGAAAAAGACGAAGAGGAAUUGCCAAAGAGGCUUUUUGAAAUAAGUAACACCCCAGAUAGGAGAAGUUUAGUGAAAAAUAUACAAGGGAAUUACCCACAUAUAGAACAGAUAACCACAGAGUUUUUAAAAAAAAUCGAAUUCGAUGGGGAUAAGGAGUACAAACCGGCGGAAGGGUGUGAUGAAGCCAUUGAUCAGAUUAAUAAAAAAGAGAGGGAAGUGGAAAUUGAACUCAACAAUAUUUUAACAAGUAUGAAAAAAAAGAUGAAAAUUUCUUCACUGAAAUAUGUGCAUGCGAAAUAUAAGUACGAGGUGGAGUGCCCGGAGAAUGUUCCAAAAGUUUUUUUAAAGGAUGUAGAAAUAACGUCAGCUAAGAAAGGAUUCAUUCGUUUUCAAAAUGACGAAAUAAAACAAUGCGUUGAAAUGUUGGAGGAUAUAGUUCAGGAAAAGAAGGAUGCCAUUUAUCCGUUCUUUAAGAAAAUAUUUCACUUGUUCUAUGCUCAUUAUGAGAAAUACGUAUCUGCAUGCAGACUGGUAUCCGAGCUAGACUGUCUGCAGGCCUUUGCCUUCGUGGCGCUCAAUACAUCAUUCGUGCUCACACGCCCCAUUCUGCACCCGAUGCGCCCGAACGUAAACGUCGAAGACGGAAGCAUCGAGGACGGAAACGACGAGGACGGAAACGUCGAGAACGGCAACGACGAGAACGGCAACGACGACACUGGAGAGAUCAACCAAAGGAACAAGAGCACCGUAAGUGUAAUGGGGCGCAGCGCGGAUAGCCAUGGGAACGAACCCUUUCUCAUCCUCGAAAAUAAUAUUCACCCCGUGGUGGCCACGCUCAUGCCCAAUUUCAUCUCUAACAACAUAUACAUGGGUUGCAAACAGGAGAAUCAGUCAACGUUGCUCCUGACGGGUCCCAACAUGGGUGGAAAAAGCACCCUGCUAAGGCAAACGGCGAUAUCGGUUAUUCUAGCACAGAUAGGAGCCUUCGUUCCAUCUACCUACUGUGAGUUGACUGUAGUUGAUAAAAUUUUCACACGACUAGGAUCUAGUGAUAAUCUGUUCGAAGGGAAAAGUACCUUCCUCGUGGAGUUGGAAGAUAUUUCGAACAUGUUAAAGCAAAGCACAAAAUACAGUUUAGCCAUUCUGGACGAACUGGGUAGAGGAACCUCUUCCUUUGAUGGCACGGCUAUUGCUCUUUCGACGUUGGAACAAAUUUCGGAUGUCGUAAAAUGCAGGUGCAUAUUCUCCACACAUUACCAUCUCCUAGUCGAGGAAGUCAAACACAACAACAAUAUCUCAAACUAUCACAUGAGCCUAAGUAUAGAUGAUCAACAGGAAAAAAUUAUUUUCCUCUAUAAAUUUAUUAAGGGAGUUUGUCCAAAGUCCUUUGGUAUUCACAUUGCUAAGUUGGCUGGACUCCCCAAAGAAAUUAUCGACUUAGCACACGAGAAAUCUACCCUCUUUGAGAACGUAACGGAUGAAUUCUGCAAAAUUAUUAAGUACAAGAAUAUUGUGCGCUCCCUCCUCAGUGCCCCCGAUGACCAAAAAUUGGGUGCCCUCUUCCGCAAAUACCGAGCAGAGUUCACCUCCUGA
This is a messenger RNA of Plasmodium knowlesi strain H, 3912 nucleotides long. RefSeq names its product DNA mismatch repair protein MSH6, putative. The record is from RefSeq and is a predicted model, not a curated record. Lineage: Eukaryota; Apicomplexa; Aconoidasida; Haemosporida; Plasmodiidae. Gene Ontology annotation, biological process: mismatch repair. Gene Ontology annotation, cellular component: nucleus; MutSalpha complex. Gene Ontology annotation, molecular function: mismatched DNA binding; ATP binding; ATP-dependent DNA damage sensor activity. The transcript has a single exon. Bases 1 to 3912 code for a protein of 1303 amino acids.